CGUACAUCUCUUUCUCUCUCUCACCCCCUCUCUCUCUCCUCCUCCUCUUCCUCCUCCUCCUCCUCCCAUGGCUUCAAUCCUACGAGCUCCGGGGCUCCUCCUCCCCCCUCCGUCCCCGAGCAUCGCCCAUCCCGAAGCUCGUAGGGUUUCUCCGUCCCUCGCCUUCAAAGGGAGGCGCGCGAGGCCGCUGCUCGUGAAGCUACCCACUUUCCCGAAGAGCACUCGGAUGUUUCCUACGGUUCUCCCCUUCGCGGCGUACGAGGAGGCCACCGAGGCCGACGAGGCCGCGAAGGCGACGACCCAGGAAGAUUCAGAAAAUGAAGCCCCUGUAAAUGAUGAUGCAGAUGAUGGUGCUGUUACUGAUCAAGAAGAAAAGGCCGUCUCAGCUGUACUAAUGGCGCUGCAAUCAUAUAAAGAAGCUUUAGCUACUAAUGACGAACCAAAAAUUAUCGAAAUCGAGAGCUUUCUACUGUCCAUUGAAGACGAGAAGAACUCUCUUGCGAAUAAAAUCGCUAUGUUGACGCAAGAAUUAUCAGCUGAACGCGACCGAAUUCUUAGGAUCAGUGCAGACUUUGAUAAUUUCCGAAAACGGACGGAGAGAGAAAAGCUUUCUUUGAUGACGAACGUGCAAGGGGAAGUUAUAGAGAGCUUAUUACCAGUUCUUGAUAAUUUCGAAAGAGCGAAAGCACAAAUAAAGGUAGAGACGGAGGGGGAAGAGAAGAUUAAUAACAGUUAUCAGAGCAUCUAUAAGCAGUUUAUUGAGAUUCUGACCUCGUUGGGUGUCGAAAAUGUCGAAACUGUUGGCCAUGCUUUUGACCCUUUGCUCCACGAGGCAAUAAUGCGCGAGGAAUCAGUAGAGUUUGAAGAGGGAAUCAUCAUCCAAGAAUUCCGCAAGGGCUUCAAACUCGGGGAAAGGUUGCUCCGUCCGGCUAUGGUGAAGGUAUCCGCUGGGCCAGGCCCUGGAAAGACCGAAGAGGGGAGCACGGCAAUCGAUGAAGACAGCGGGCUUCAAAGAAAGGACGAGGACACCGGAGAAACAAGUGACGAGAGCAGCGAUGGGAGCGAAGAUUCAGAAUAAUUCUGGGCUUUUGAACAGCAUCAUUGUUCAUGAGUUUAGGUUUCUAUAAGAGAUCGAGAAUUUUGAAGUGCACUAGUGGUUGGGAGUAGAUUACAUCCCGUAGAAGUAGCCGUACACACGAAGUGAUUUUCGCCAAAGCAAAGUUUUGUUUGCUGUUGUAAUGUAACAUUCGAUGCUCCUGUUUGUUACCAUCUUUCUUGUCUGUGAAUCGUCCUUGUUAUCAUCUUUCUUUUCAUUUGAAAUGUACUAUUUUAUGGGUAGUUUUGUUUUCUGAGAGUUA
Messenger RNA from Ananas comosus (pineapple), 1358 nucleotides. RefSeq names its product protein GrpE. The transcript is spliced from 3 exons. Gene Ontology annotation, biological process: protein folding. NCBI's taxonomy places the organism in Eukaryota, Viridiplantae, Streptophyta, Magnoliopsida, Poales, Bromeliaceae. Gene Ontology annotation, cellular component: chloroplast. Gene Ontology annotation, molecular function: protein-folding chaperone binding; adenyl-nucleotide exchange factor activity; protein homodimerization activity. The record is from RefSeq and is a predicted model, not a curated record. Bases 68 to 1078 code for a protein of 336 amino acids.